Messenger RNA from Cannabis sativa, 792 nucleotides. RefSeq names its product small ribosomal subunit protein uS14m. The coding region runs from base 80 to 403 and encodes 107 amino acids. Gene Ontology annotation, cellular component: ribosome; small ribosomal subunit. Gene Ontology annotation, biological process: translation. The transcript has 2 exons. The record is from RefSeq and is a predicted model, not a curated record. Gene Ontology annotation, molecular function: structural constituent of ribosome. Lineage: Eukaryota; Viridiplantae; Streptophyta; Magnoliopsida; Rosales; Cannabaceae.
GCAACCCUACGAAUUAUAGAAAGAGUGGGAUUGAUUGAGGAGAAGAGUAGUGAAAACUGAAAUCUGAAAACUAAAAGCAAUGUCGGAUUCUCGAGAAGUGGGGAAGGAGAACGCUAACUUCCGAGACAACCAUCGCCGGAUUCUUGCCGCCCAGUUCGAGCUCCGGCGGAGGCUCUACAAAGCCAUAUCCAACGAUCCCAGCCUUCCCGAUGAGGUCCGAGAGGAGAAUCGCUACAAGCUUGCCAAGCUUCCUAGAAAUAGUUCCUUCACUCGAAUCAGGAACCGCUGCGUCUUCACAGGCCGCGCUCGCGGUGUCUAUGCCGCCUUUCGCAUGUCUCGUCUCGUUUUCCGUGACUUGGCUAACAAGGGCAUGUUGAAUGGGAUCAAGAAGGCCUCCUGGUAGAUUAGCUGCCUUUGUCGCCCGAACCGGAUUUCCUUCUUCUCCUUUGCCGAUGAUACUCCGAUUACAGCGAACAAUUCGUAUGAUAAAUUUUGGUUGAAUUCUUCUCAAAGUAUAACAGAAUAGAACACCUUUUUAAUUGUUGUGGUGUUCAGCGUUGAACAACCCUUCUUAUAUAAAGAUUUUGGAAACUAUGAAUUUUAGUGCCGUUUGUUGUAGCUAGGGGAUAUUUUUCAUUGGGCUACUGCUUAUUUAUUGCAUAAAGAUAACACAAGGUAAACAAACCAUUUCUCAAUGAACAGGUAUUGGUGUUUGCAUGAUGGGAAAGCCUUGUGGGGGUUUUUGUUCACUAGCAUGAAUAUAAGUAUCUGCUUACCAACUUCGCAUGAUAA